Molecule: messenger RNA, 939 nt
Organism: Episyrphus balteatus (marmalade hoverfly)
Lineage: Eukaryota; Metazoa; Arthropoda; Insecta; Diptera; Syrphidae
Product: ketimine reductase mu-crystallin-like
Exons: 4
Coding region: 1-939 (312 amino acids)
Cellular component (GO): cytoplasm
Molecular function (GO): hormone binding
Source: RefSeq, a predicted model, not a curated record
AUGACUUCACCUGUUUUCAUAUCGUACAAUGAAGUUAAAAAUAUUUUGACUAGUUCAAUGAUCAAAGAAUCAGUUGAAGAAGCAUUUAAAUCGGUUGUUGUGAGUAAAGGCAAUAAUCAAGAUCAUCCCUACGCCUAUCAAUGUCCUAGAAUUCGAACUUCGUCACAUAAUGUCAACGGAAUUCUAUUAACUAUGCCAGGAUGUAUUAGCAAUCAUAAAGUUACUCUACCAAAUGGCGAACGCAAAACAUUCGAAACUUUAGCAUGUAAAUUGAUUACGCGAUCGCCGAAAAAUAAUCAACUUACACCACAAUUGCCAAAUGUCCUUGCUAAUAUCUUGCUUUUUGAUGAACAAACUGGACAAUUGAAGUGUGUUAUGGACGGAAAAUAUAUUACUGUUUGGAGAACAGUUGCAGCGUCUCUCGUAGCAACUAAGUUUUUAUAUUUUGGAAGAAAAAAUGUAAAUGCAUCUAAUGGAGUAACCUUGGCUAUUGUCGGUUGUGGAGUUCAAGGCGAAAGUCAUGCUUUAGAAAUGUUCAGAGUGUUUUCAACAAUCAGAGAAUGUGUUUCAAAUGCUGAUAUUAUCGUUACUUGUACUCGAACAGUUGAACCUAUACUACACUUGAAUAUGUUGAAAAAAGAUGUACACAUCAAUGCUGUUGGAGCAGCACCUGGCGGCAAGCAUUACUGUGAACUUGGUCAAGACAUUUAUGAUAUUGCUCCUGUAUACGUCGACAGUUUGAAUGGAGCGAAAACAGAUCUUGCUGAUUUGAAAACCAAUAUUGUGUGUGCGGUGGGUGAAGUUAUACUUGGUGUUGGCAAGUGUCCAGAGAAAGGGAUUUCAGUGUUUCAGUCAUUGGGAAUGGCCGUAGAAGAUGCUGCCGUAGCUCAAGCUGUUUUUCAAUACAGGAAAAAUAAGCAAACAAAAAGUAGAUUAUAA